CCCAGCUCCAGUGGACACUAGGACACUCAAGGUGCUGACAUCUCUCGGGAACACAGCUACCAAGGCACGGCACAUCGCUGCCUGGCAUGGUGUCCUCGCUGCAUAUGCUGAGUACGCCAAGGGCCUUAUCGAGGACGAAACGAAUCUGCCUCCCCACCUGGCAAAGAAACUCAACACUGUCUUUGAGAUGCUCCAGUCCGUGCUUCAGCUCUUCACAGAUGUGAUUGGGCCACUAAGCUGCACAAAUGACUUUGACAUUCG
This is a messenger RNA of Geodia barretti, 261 nucleotides long. The record is from the annotation of a GenBank genome assembly. Lineage: Eukaryota; Metazoa; Porifera; Demospongiae; Tetractinellida; Geodiidae.